This is a messenger RNA of Rotaria sp. Silwood1, 1914 nucleotides long. The record is from the annotation of a GenBank genome assembly. Lineage: Eukaryota; Metazoa; Rotifera; Eurotatoria; Philodinida; Philodinidae.
AUGCCUGUUACUACUCGUGCAGCAGCAUUAAGAUCGCAAGCUAAUGCAGAUUUAAUUCAUUCACAAGAUCAAGCAACACCAACUUCAACAUCAACUGGCAAAACAACUCGUAAAUGUUCAUCAAAGCAGCAAUGUAAACAAGCUCUAGUACAACAGAUAAUAUCUUGUGCGGAAUCUCAAAUAUGUCCUCCACUUCAACCACAGUCAACAACUUUAGAUGCUGUACUUACACCCGAAUGUAUUCAUGAACAGCCUCAUGAAGAUGUGAUAUUAAAAACAGACGAUGCAACAGUUGAACCAACAUCUUCAACGCCAAUAACAGGUUCAGUUUCUCCAACAAAAUCACCACCAACAAAGAAUGAUGAUAAUGAUUCUAUCAUAUCAUUAGAAUCAUCAAACAACGAUGAAAAUGAAAUAUUCGCAGGAGAUUCAAGUCAUCUUAUGAAUGUACCAGUCAUCAAAGGAGAAAUAACAACAGGUACAUCAACACGAGGUGGAAAAAUGGUUUUCAUGAACGGCUUUGCAUAUCUUUAUAUGAGUAUGGCAAAAGAAACAACGGGUUGGCGGUGUGCUCGAAGAAAUGAGAAUUGCAAAGCCGUUAUUCAUAUCUCGAAACAAACAGGACAAUUUAGUCACUGGAACGGCAUCUUCCAUUGUCAUUCAUCGGAUGCACGUGAAACACGAAAGCGUGAUAUAUUAAACAAAAUUAAACAUCGUGUUCUUGAUGAAUAUAUAUCAAUCAAAAUCAUUAUUGAAGAAGAAUAUAGGAAAGCAAAUCUAUCAGUCGAAGAAAAACGAAUGAUGCCUCUUCCGGCUCAAAUAGAAUCUGGUCUACAUAAAUUAAGAAGAAAAUCAUUACCACCAAUGCCACAGAAUCAAAAGUUUCUCGUACCAUCAGUUUAUCAAGAAACCUACUCGCAUCAAAAAUUUCUUAUCUAUGAUAAGCGAAAAACUAUUUAUGGAGGUCGUCUGAUGAUAUUUGCUUCUGAUGAACAGUUAAAUGUCUUAUAUGGUUCAGAUGUAUUAUUUGCUGACGGCACAUUUAAGAUGAAUGUUGCUACUCGCUUUAUUUGGCUCAUUCUAAAUCUAUUUUUUGGAGCGGGUCUCGCAUGCAUCCUUUUUAAUUGGGUUGCAUGUGACAUGAAAAUGCCAUUGAUACUUACAAAUUUUAUUUCAACUUAUCUACCCAUUUCAAGUUCUCUUUUUAAUGUUCCAUAUGUUCACAUAAAUAAAAUAUCGUCAUCAGUUAUUGCGAAACUAAUAUUUAAUGCUUUUCUUUAUGCAAUUUUUGGUUUUGUUCAUACACUUUUUGCACAAGAAUAUGCUCAAGCUUUUCUUGGUCAAUUCUUAUUUCCUAAGCAAACACUUCGAACUGUGUAUUGUUUGCUGGUAACUAUCACUGCAUUUAUUAUUAUGGGUUUUUGGCAACAUACACAUAUACAACUUUGGAAUUUGUUACCAUCAACAAUGAAUGAUUAUCAACAAAAUCUUGCUUUAUUCAUUAUCUACAAUAUUAUUUUCGCACCAGGAUGGUAUGUGAUUAUUAAGUUUAAUCCAUUUGAAUUUUGUGGUCUACAACAAAUCUUCAGUAAAUUCGAUAGUAUGACAUGUCCAUAUUCAUCGUCAAUCAAGUCAGAGACAAGAACGACAGGUAAUCAGACUUUAGUGACAACUGGUCUAUUUCGUUAUUGCCGUCAUCCUUUAUAUUUGAUUACUCUAUUGGCUUUUACAAUCACACCUACUAUGUCACUUGAUCGUUUGGCUUUUAUUCUAUAUACAUGUAUAUAUGCAUCAAUCGGUAUUCCUUUUGAAGAACGCAAAUUAAUACAAAUAUUUGGUCAAGAUUAUGUUAAUUAUCAACAACAUGUACCAGCUAUUUUCCCUUGUUUUAUCUCAAAAAUGAAACAGAACUAA